Molecule: messenger RNA, 2895 nt
Organism: Triticum dicoccoides
Lineage: Eukaryota; Viridiplantae; Streptophyta; Magnoliopsida; Poales; Poaceae
Product: proline-rich protein 36-like
Exons: 2
Coding region: 105-1508 (467 amino acids)
Biological process (GO): regulation of DNA-templated transcription
Molecular function (GO): DNA binding
Source: RefSeq, a predicted model, not a curated record
UAAAGGGCCACGUCGCCCACCUCCCCCAAAUCAACGGCGAGCUGAGAGCGAGGGCGAGAAAUCCCCAAAUCAAUCCCCAAAUCGAUCUUCCAAUCCAAGAAGCCAUGGCGUACGCGGUCCCUCCCGGCGACGACGACGAUCUGAUGAACGUCCUCAGGCUCCCGCUCAGGCAACUCCCUGCCUGGGUGAACAAGGAUGACCUCUACCGCGACGUUCCCCACGUCGUCGCCGGCGACUCCGUCCAGUCCACCGACGGCGCUGGAAGGCCGGCGUACUACGUCCUCACGCCGCUCCGCGCCAUGGGUGGCCGGACGAGCCGCACGGUCGGCGCCGGAUACUGGAAAGUGGAGAAGACCGUGAAGCUCCCGACCGCCGACGGCGCCGGUUCUUCCAAGAUGGCGCCACAUGGAACCUGCGCCAAGCUUUCGUUCAUCUCCCGCCCACCCGGCGGACCGGAGGGGAGGAACGGCUGGCUCAUGAAGCAGUAUCUGCUCCCCCACGCUCCAGGUGCCCCCGCAGGCCCCGCCCUCUGCAAACUGUACUUCAAGAAGUCGGCGGCGGCGGCGUCGACUACAUCUACGGCCGCGGCGGCGGGGAAGGCGGCCGCGGCUGCUCGUCCCAGCCGCCUGCCUGCGUCCGCCCCUUCCCGGAGCUUCUUCUUGAAGAAGCCGGCGGCGGAGGCGCCAUCUACGGCGGUGCCGCCGGCGACGAAGGCGGCGACAUCCCAGGACGCGGGCGCUCGUCCCCUGCGCCUGCGCGUGCCGACCUCCACCACUUACGCCAGCCGGCUGCGCCUGCCGGCCUCCAUCCCUUACUCCAAGAUCUUGAAGAAGCCGCCCGCCGAGGCGCCAUCUACGGCGGCGAAGGCUCCAUCUCGCGCCAGCAGCUUCCGCCGGCCUGCCUCCACCCCCUGCCCGAUGAAGAAGCCCGCGGCGGAGGCGCCACCUGCAGCGGAGCAGGCGCCGGCAAAGGCGGCCGAGGCGCCAUCUACGGCGGUGAAGGCUCCAUCUCACGCCAGCAGCUUCCGCCCGCCUGCCUCCAUCCCCUGCCUGAAGAAGCCCGCGGCCGAGGCGCCAUCUACGGCGGCGAAGGCUCCAUCUCACGCCAGCAGCUUCCGCCCGCCUGCCUCCAUCCCCUGCCUGAAGAAGCCCGCGGCGGAGGCGCCACCUGCAGCGGCGCCGGCGCCGGCAAAGGCGGAGGCGGCCCCUUGCGCCAGCCAGGACUCCACGCCUCCACUGCGCCGCCAGCUCUCCCCCGGCACCACACCCGGCAGGAGGUGGGUGCUGGUGGAAACCGAGGCGACCAGCCCCCCUCCCCAGCCAAACCAUGAUCGCAUCCUCAAGCGAAUCUACAAGCUCGCAGAGCUGGAGGUAGUCGAUGUCGAGGAAGGCGAACUUUUGGAGCAGGGGCACUAUCUUAGAAAAAAAGGAAAAUUCUCUUGCGACAAGUCCUCGUUUAUGCUCCUUAAGGACGACUAUUGUAGCUUCAGGAGUAGGGAGCUUUCCUGAACUUGGUAGUACAGGAAGGAAAACUUGGUAGUACAGGAGGGAGCUUUCAACCAUCCUUUCUUCUAAGUGGUAUGGAUAAAGUUGCCUUCUUCAUAAGCCAAAUAAUGCAUAUUCUUGAAUGACAGACUCUGUUCCUUUGUUAACAUUUCCUUGGAUCAAAAUCAUAGUUAUCAUAUAUACUUUGGCUCGUACACAAUUUUGUGGGUGGCAACCUUUGAGUAUUUCAUACUAUGCACCAAUAUGUUUCCCUCAAUAGAACUUAAUUGUACCAAUCUGCAAUGGUGUUUCCUUGUAGAAGGUAAAUGUAAGAAAUUGACUGCAUUCCUGUCUGGUUGCUUUCAAUAAAGGAUGAAUUAUGAAUAUGAAUCUUCCAAAGUUUGUUAAUUAAAUUGAUUAUAGUUCCAACCAAAAGCUUUUUUUAUCCUCACUUGCUACUUUGACUCUCGGUGCUUUCUGAUGUGCCAUCAUUUAUUUAUUUCGAAGUCUUGAUUUUUUCUGAAUGUGAAGGUUCAAAAUAUUAACUGCUUGAAAUGAGGUGGCCAUUUCAUCAAGAGAUUAGAAAUUCUAUUCACACUGGCAAAAAUAUGCUUACUGGACAACUGUUGUCUAAUUUCUGUGACCUUAUUUAGUUUCAGUUUGUGUUGUCUGCGGCACAGACACUCAUUUCAAAGGCAGGGCUGCGUCAACGAUGCGCGUCAAUAAUUAGGCUGAUGGAAAUAGCAAACUUUGGGCGCGGUCUCCUUGAUCCUGUAGCAUCUUCGCUCUCUGGCCAUUACUUGUGCUCCUUUUGCUAGUUCCUUCAUUUUUCAUAUGCUAGUCUACAAUUUGUCAUUGUCACAGUGUUUGCAAUUUUGUUUCUGCAGGUCAUGCUCAACUUUUUCACCUUCUAAACCUGUGUCCAGCUCAGUGCCAAGGCGAAGGGAAGCCCCAAUCACCAAGAUGGCGGAGAAGCUUCUGUAUUGUCGUCUUGGCAUCACAGAAGAGGGUGUUCCAAGGCCGUCUGCCAUCCAUUGCCAUCGAUGCAUUGCGCGCCCUCUUCCAACUUGACUGUGACCUCUCCACAGCCAUCGAAGAUGCUCCUGUUGCCCAUGGAGUGAUCUGGACCGCCAAAGACACACAGAUGGUUGUGGUUUCCGCUGUGGUCGAGUUCCCUGAUCGUAGCUUAGUCUUUUGUGAGAUGUGUGUUGAGAUGCUGCUUGCUGUACCAACCAGCAGUCUGCUUCUCGUGAUGUUCCCCUUGCUGUACCAACCAGCAGUUUGUUUACCCUGUUGGGCAACUGUAGGGGUUGUGAAAUGUAGGUAACGUCUCUAAAUGAUGACUAUGAUGUUUAUGAAUGCUGACUAUGAUGUUUAUAUGCUGAUACAAUGCAAAUUAGUUGUUUCUUUA